AAUCUCACACCAAAUUCUCAUUCGAAAUUGGGAAUUCAUAGCUUCAAAGCAUAGAUUUGCAGCUCAAUCCGAAUCCAAUGGCCGCUAUUGCCGAGGAACCAGUUGUCCACGUCGAGAUUGUGGCGGAGCAGCCUGCCGCCGCCGCUGAGGAGGUUGCUAAGGAGGAAAAUCCGCCUCCGAAAUCCAGCAAGGCGAGGAAGGCAGCCGCUCCAAAGGAGAAGAAGGUGCCGGCGCCGAGGAAGCGCUCCGCUCCUACUCACCCUCCCUACUUCGAGAUGGUUCAGGAGGCGAUCGUGACGCUGAAGGAGAGGACUGGAUCGAGCCAGUACGCGAUCCAGAAGUUCAUCGAGGAUAAGCAGAAGACUCUGCCGUCGAAUUUCAGGAAGAUGCUGCUGGUUCAGCUGAGGAAAUUCGCGGCGAAUGAUAAGCUCGUGAAGGUGAAGAGCUCGUACAAGCUGCCGCCGGCUCGUGCCCCCAAACCCGCCGCCGCGCCUGCGAAGAAGGCCGCUCCUGCGAAGCCUAAGGCGGCGGCGAAGCCUGCGAAGAAGGCUGUUGCGGUGAAAGCCAAGCCGAAGGCAAAAGCCGCUCCUGCCAAAACGAAGACUGUAGCGAAGCCAGCGGCGAAGGCCAAACCGGCUGCGAAAGCGAAGACUGUUGCGAAGCCGAAAGCUGCAGCUCCUGCCAAGGCGAAGGCGGCGCCGAAGAGGAAGGCGCCGGAGAAGCCUAAGGCGGAGAAGAAGCCGGCGGCGAAAGCGGCGAGGACUUCCACCAGGUCGACCCCGAGGAAGGCGGUGGCUGCGGCUGCGAAGAAAGCUCCGGCGGCGAAGAAGGCGACUCCGGUGAAGAAGGCUCCGGCGAAGAGCGUGAAGGCUAAGACGGUGAAAUCUCCGGCGAAGAAGACUGCGGCGAGGAAGGGGAAGAAGUAGUUUUAAUGGAAAAAAGAUGUUUGUUUGUAGGGAUAGUAUUGUAAAUUUACGCUGGUCUCUUUCUAUGCUUAUAGAGAGUGUAGUUGUCUUUUCUCACUCCUCAAGAGUAUGAUAGAACGAUUCUUUUUCUUUAA
Salvia hispanica is the source of this 1060-nucleotide messenger RNA. RefSeq lists its product as uncharacterized. Gene Ontology annotation, cellular component: nucleosome; nucleus. The record is from RefSeq and is a predicted model, not a curated record. Gene Ontology annotation, molecular function: double-stranded DNA binding; nucleosomal DNA binding; structural constituent of chromatin. Gene Ontology annotation, biological process: negative regulation of DNA recombination; nucleosome assembly; chromosome condensation. NCBI's taxonomy places the organism in Eukaryota, Viridiplantae, Streptophyta, Magnoliopsida, Lamiales, Lamiaceae.